GCAGCUGCCAUCGCUUCCGGGGCGAGACGCGGCGAGCUGUUUCUUGCUGUGCUUCAGCUCCCUCUUGGUCUGCAUCCUCUUGGCCCUCACCACCGCGAUGAGCUUCCUCAAAAGUUUCCCGCCACCCGGGUCAGCGGAGGGGCUCCGGCAGCAGCAGCCCGACACCGAGGCGGUGCUGAACGGCAAGGGCCUGGGCACCGGCACUCUUUACAUCGCCGAGAGCCGCCUGUCUUGGUUAGAUGGCUCUGGAUUGGGAUUCUCACUGGAAUACCCCACCAUUAGUUUGCAUGCAGUGUCCAGGGACCUAAAUGCCUAUCCACGAGAGCAUUUAUAUGUUAUGGUGAAUGCCAAAUUUGAAGAAGAAUCAAAAGAAUCUGUUUCUGAUGAAGAAGAGGAAGACAGUGAUGAUGAUGUUGAACCUAUUGCUGAAUUUAGAUUUGUGCCUGGUGAUAAAUCAGCAUUGGAGGCAAUGUUCACUGCAAUGUGUGAAUGCCAGGCUUUGCAUCCAGAUCCCGAGGAUGAAGAUUCAGAUGAUUACGAUGGAGAAGAAUAUGAUGUGGAAGCACAUGAACAAGGGCAGGGGGACAUCCCUACAUUUUACACCUAUGAAGAAGGAUUGUCCCACUUAACAGCCGAAGGCCAGGCCACAUUGGAGAGAUUAGAAGGAAUGCUUUCUCAGUCUGUGAGCAGCCAGUAUAACAUGGCUGGAGUCCGGACAGAAGAUUCAAUAAGAGAUUAUGAAGAUGGGAUGGAGGUAGACGCUACACCCACGGUUGCUGGACAGUUUGAGGAUGCAGAUGUUGAUCACUGAAAAUGAUUUUAUGUUGCUUUGGGAUUUUACUCAUAACUGUAGGAGAGAACUUGGUGCCUUUUCCUCGGUGGAGUGGGUGUUGAUGAAAUUAUUUUUCCUUCUCCAAAACUUCCUCAACCAGUUCUUUCUUGGCACAGACUGUAUGAGACAACAAGUUGUCACCAGCAGAGGAAACUAUGACUUUUAUUAACCAAGGUGAAUUUACUUAACCAAGAGGGUAUUUGUAGUUUAUCUUUUGUCCCCAAACCUUCUGUGUCCAGGUACCUUCUGAGUAGGCCUGUAAUUCCUGCCUUCAGUGUAUGUAUCUUCUGUAACCUAGCAGGGGUAUAUGGUGAAAAUGCACGGGCACUUAGGUGUUGGUGGACGGGAUGGAAGAGAGGCUGAAGCUAAGAUAGACCGUUUAGGGCCCAGGAACACCCUUACCCUAAAAUGAAAGACAAAGAUCUCAGAUGAAUCUGGCGUCUGCUCGUUCUCCACAGGGGUCAGGGUCUUUUUACUAUUGGGACCCAGAUUCAUUCAUUCAGGCAUCUCUAGGGAGCCUUUUUGGAAGCAUCCCAGCCACACAUACUAACACUGACCAGCUUUUGCUCCUUUCACCAUGUUUCACCAGUCUGUUCUAAUAAAGCUUCUUAGGUUUUGUUAUAUCCUUUAAUUUCUAGCCUCUUCAUUCAGUUUCUGUAGCAGGACACAUGAAAUUGGGAUGAAGUUCUCAAAGUAUUCCACAUGAUAAUUGUUUUGUCUUUGUAAUAGCAUAACAAAUAAAUCUAGGUUUUCUAUGU
This is a messenger RNA of Pipistrellus kuhlii (Kuhl's pipistrelle), 1590 nucleotides long. RefSeq names its product chloride nucleotide-sensitive channel 1A (gene CLNS1A). The coding region runs from base 98 to 811 and encodes 237 amino acids. NCBI's taxonomy places the organism in Eukaryota, Metazoa, Chordata, Mammalia, Chiroptera, Vespertilionidae. Gene Ontology annotation, cellular component: cytosol; plasma membrane; methylosome. The transcript has 7 exons. The record is from RefSeq and is a predicted model, not a curated record. Gene Ontology annotation, biological process: mRNA cis splicing, via spliceosome; spliceosomal snRNP assembly; chloride transport.